Molecule: messenger RNA, 3781 nt
Organism: Meleagris gallopavo (turkey)
Lineage: Eukaryota; Metazoa; Chordata; Aves; Galliformes; Phasianidae
Product: galanin receptor type 1-like
Biological process (GO): G protein-coupled receptor signaling pathway
Cellular component (GO): plasma membrane
Molecular function (GO): G protein-coupled receptor activity
Source: RefSeq, a predicted model, not a curated record
UUUAGCUUUUUUUUUUUCGUGUAGACAGUUCCAAUGCUGCUCCUUAUAGUACUGCACACAGAAUCAUUUAGCAUCUGCUGCUCCAUCUAUCCCUUUGGAUAGAAACUUGCUUUUGCUUUUUUCCCCUCAUGUCUAAUAUACGAAGACUGAGCUGAUAGGGAUUAAUCUCUGAAAGGCUCAGGUCAUGGACAGCACUUUUUUUGCUACCACAGCUCCAAGCAGAGCUGGAAAGCAGGUACGACAGGCGCAGCUCCAGGGAGUGGCGUGGGAGGGAAGCUGAAGAGGAGGAGCGUGAGGAAACCAGGCUGCUACUGCUUUACCACUGCUUCAUCCUCAGCCCUCUGGCACAGACUUAUCCUCUGUCACAAGAUUUCCUCCAUCAGCAGCUACCAAACCUCUUAGAUGAGACCAGUUCCUCAGAACCUUGUCUGACUUCCUGGAAGAUACAGAAUCUGGAAGAAUCAUCUGAAGAAAAUUGCUUCCUAAAGCAAAAGCACAGGGCAUUGGAAAACCCAAGCAUUCAGCCUCUGGCCACCGUUAACAAACACAGAUCUUCCCCACAGCAGUCAGGGCUGCAGCAACUGCUUCCUGGUCUCCAAGCAGUCUAGAUCCAUGGAGGAGGAGGAGGACAACUUUGUGCUUUUCUUUGGGGCCAACACCAGCAAGUGCAGCCUCGAGACCAACCAAACAGGAGCCCCACCAUGCUGGUCAGGGGCUGCCAAAGGAGGUCCUGAGGUGGUGAUCGUACCAGUGCUUUUUGGUUUGAUUUUUCUACUGGGAAUGGUGGGGAACACACUGGUGUUUGUUGUUUUGGGUCGUCUCCGGCCUGGGGGACGCCCAUCACGCAGUGCCACCAACAUCUUCAUCCUGAACUUGAGUAUUGCAGACUUCUCCUUUCUACUCUUCUGUGUCCCCUUCCAGGCCACUAUCUACUCCCUGCCAGAAUGGAUCUUUGGUGCCUUCUUUUGCAAGUGGGUUCACUACUUGGCCAUGGCAACAAUGCUGGUCAGCAUCUUCACUCUGGUGGCCAUGUCUGUGGACAGGUACAUUGCUGUGGUUCACGCCAAGCGUUCGUCCAGCAUCCGCAGCAAGCGCAACGCUACCCUCGGUGUGGGCAUCAUCUGGUUGCUGUCUCUACUCAUUGCCAUCCCUGUGGCCCAGCACCAGGCCCUUAUGAGCGGUCAUCAACAAGCACCCAACAGCUCCUUCUGCUGGGAGAAUUGGGCAGAGGGCUCAACAGCCAAGCAGACGUACAAGGUCAUGAUCCUGCUAGUGGGAUACCUCCUGCCUCUGGUGCUCAUCACCUGCUGCUACGCCAAGGUUUUGUACCAUCUCCACACAAAAGUAAAGAAUAUUUCUAAGAAGUCAGAAAGAUCAAAGAAGAAGGUAAAUAUCUUUGAUUUAAUUUGUACACUAAUGUAAUUGAUAUGUCAUGUUUUUUAAAUAACUAGUAUCCUUUUCAAGCUCCAUUCAGUUACAAAUGUCAUCCAUGUCUUUCAGCUGAAGUUCAGAUUCAUGUUGUCAGUUUGUUGUAUCUUUAUAGACAGCACAAAAUGAGGCCAUUAUCGAAUUGCUCUAUUGAUCUCCACAUACAUGCCUGCUGGACUGUCUUUUGAUUCUUUGUGCUAUAACAAGUCCUACAAAUACAGUAUUUUUACACUGACAGGCAGAAAGAAAUUCAGACUAUAAGAAGAUGUAGGUAUUUGAGUACACUUCAGUAAGUUAAAAGGAAAGAACCCUGAAAACGAAGUACCUCAGUUUUGCAGCUGUUUGCAUUGCAGUUCUUUAAUGUUUACAACUGGUAUUUGGUGGUUUUAGAUCUUGGUUGGCACUUUGACCCCUUUGUGAGGCAAACAUCAGGGGUUAUUCCAUUCAAGCUGUAUGAAAAACGCAGAAUUGUAAGAGUUUACCAAGGAAAAUACUAAAGAUGGAAUUUUCUCACUAAGGAUCUUUGAGUGGAUGAGUCAUAAUUAAUAACAGUUUUCAGAUAACAAAACUCACCAACAGCAGUGAUGCAACAUGAGAUUUACAGGACAUGAAAAGGAAAAACUCUACUUCACUCAGAAAUGUUAAAAUCAUUGUGCGUGCAGUGAUAAGAAAAACUGUAGGUUAUCUGCCUGGUCAAAGGCAAGUUGUAAUGAGGCACUAUCACUAGGUGCUGGUAGGACAAUCAAGUCACAGUUUCUGCCUGCAACACAGCAACCAUACAACCCAAAUGACCAGUGGGCAUGCCACCAACUACAUGCGACAGUCAGAGGAGAUGACUGGGAAAUGCUUUGAUUUGCCAGCUCAGCAGCUACCAUGACAAAAGGCAGUGAAGAUCUGUUGAUGAUUUUAUAUUAAAAAAUAGCAAAUGUGGUUCUUUUGCAUAGAAUAAUUUCAUGACUUCACAAGUUUACCCAGUUGCUUUAGGUGUAAAAAAUCUCCAACAAAUCCAUAAAAAUUUGCAUGGUUUAGAUUUCACUCCUAUUCCUUCCUUGCCUGUAUAUUUAUGUCCCAAUACAAGCUUAUUUCAUAUAUUUGAAAAGAAUGCUACCAACAGUCAAAGAUUACUAGUGUCAUCUUCCUGCAAUGCACUGAAGUUACAAAAUAAUUUUUCUUAAAUGACACUCAUUUCUUCAAAUGCAUCUUUCUGCACUGUUUCCACAUUUGACCUGUAGAGUUAAAUGGAAAACAGUUCCACAAUUUCUCCAACAGUUUGUUUCCUGAUUAUACACAACUGAGAGGAUAAUCUUAAAAUAUAUCUUUGACUGCCUUCUCAAACGUGUCAAUGAUAGAGCACUUUCUCUCCCUCCUGUUAAGUGCUUUCCUAGUCAUAGUUCUGGAAUGGCUAGAAGCUAUAGUUAAUUCUGGUACUUAGACCUAGUUAAACUGUUGAUCCAAAGAUUAAAAAAAAUAAAAAUAAAAAUAAAAAUCAGACAUCACACCACAUACAUGCAAACUAUCUUCCAAAAUUUGUCUCCUUCCAGCAUUUUCUGUUGAGAAAUCUGCUUUUCAUCUAGCUUUUUUUUGCAGACCAAAUAGAAUCUUUGGCAUCCCCAGUGCAACUACUUUUUGUUGCAACUACUUCUCUGAGCACUUUAUAAGGCAUCCUUCUUGCACAGUGUGCAGAUUAACUCCGUUCCCAUGUGUGCUUUCAGAGUAUCCUUGAAACACACUGAAUAUCAAUCAUUUAAAGCAGAUCUUCCUAAGAACACUUCACAUUAGAGCCUAAUAGGAAAUUCAUAUGUACAUGUCAGUUCUGUUAAAUUAGCUUCCUAUGUAUCUAAUUGAUCUAUUAAGGACAAGUAGUUGCACUUGGUUUUAAUUCAUAAACUUAAUUAGAGAUUAAAUGAACAGCUUUUGCUUAUUUUGCUCAGAAGUUUGACAAGUGAAUCUUGCUCCAUGUUCAGAAAGUUAAUUUAGCCUAUACAAAACAUGUAGCUUUAUGAAAUAUGUGUGAAAUUUCAGUGGAGAGACCUUUACCACCUUGGAUCCAUCAAAACCAAGUGUAACAUAAAAGCAAGAUCUUACAACACGAGGUGAUAAAAUUACUUGAUUCUCAUCUGUUAUUUUAGCAUGCAUUUGAUCACACUGACAGAAAAAAAAUCACAUACUGAUACUAAAAAAAGAAUUCAGUCUGGAUCUAUGGCCAUUCUUACUUCAUUCCUACAAAUUGAAGAAAACAGGACAACUGAGCUGAGAACCUCUCAGAGAAGGGUUUUAGUGAACGGCCUGUUUGUGUUGCUUUUGUUUGUUCUUAACAGAUAAGCAGCAAAUUUUGUAAACAGCUAUUCAUACA